Molecule: messenger RNA, 1464 nt
Organism: Zymoseptoria tritici IPO323
Lineage: Eukaryota; Fungi; Ascomycota; Dothideomycetes; Mycosphaerellales; Mycosphaerellaceae
Exons: 1
Biological process (GO): positive regulation of translation
Cellular component (GO): mitochondrion
Molecular function (GO): mitochondrial ribosome binding; GTPase activity; GTP binding
Source: RefSeq, a predicted model, not a curated record
GACGAUGCUUCCUGGCGACUAGGAAGUCCUAUGGCGCCGUUCAACCCUUCUGGCGCUUCAAGCAUGCAGUCUCGCAUACCGCGGCCAAUGGCGCACUUCGACUCCUGAGCACGACUCCGAGUCGAUUGGCAAAGGUCGCCCCAACUCCACUGGAAGAUCGUAUCUCCAAGAUUCCCAUCGAACGCUUCCGGAACUUCUGCAUUGUCGCCCAUGUAGACCAUGGAAAGAGCACGCUCAGUGAUCGGCUUCUGGAAUUGACGGGCACCAUCCAAGCGGGAGGGAACAAGCAGAUCUUGGACAAGUUGGACGUCGAAAGAGAAAGAGGCAUCACGGUCAAGGCGCAGACAUGCUCUAUGCUGUACAACUACAAUGGUGAAGACUACUUGCUGCAUCUGGUCGACACUCCGGGCCACGUUGACUUUCGCGCGGAAGUGAGCAGGAGUUAUGCCAGUUGUGGAGGAGCCAUCCUUCUGGUCGAUGCAUCGCAAGGUGUACAAGCACAGACGGUGUCGAAUUUCUACCUUGCUUUCGCCCAGAACUUGGCGCUUGUGCCAGUCCUGAACAAAGUAGAUCUGCCGUCUGCAGACACCGGACGUACGCUUGAGCAGCUUCGUGACACCUUCGAGAUUGACUCCUCGAAUGCGGUGAUGGUCUCGGCGAAAACUGGCCUGAACGUGGCGAAAUUGCUUCCGACCAUCAUUGAAGGUAUCCCAGCACCCACUGGUGACGAGAAUGCGCCGCUAAAACUCUUGCUCGUCGACAGCUGGUACGACAACUACAAAGGCGUCAUUCUCCUCGUCCGCAUCUUCGAGGGCAAGGUCCGAGCCGGCGACCGUAUCGUGUCCUUCGCCACUGGUCUUGAAUACAUCGUCGGCGAGGUCGGAAUCAUGUACCCUCUUGAGACACCAUUCAACAAAGUCCUGCGUGCGGGCCAGGUCGGGUACAUCUUCUUUAAUCCGGGCAUGAAGCGCAGCAAAGAAGCCAAAGUCGGCGACACCUACACCACAGUCGGAGAUCAACACAAAGUCGAGCCGCUCCCGGGCUUCGUCGAGCCCCAGAGCAUGGUGUUCGUCGCCGCCUUUCCCACCGACCAAUCCGACUACGCCCAUCUGGAAGACAGCAUCAAUCAGGUCCUCCUGAACGAUCGCUCCGUCACCAUCACCAAGGAGUCCAGCGAAGCCCUCGGGGCCGGCUGGCGGCUUGGAUUUCUCGGUACACUGCACUGCUCCGUCUUCGAAGAUCGUCUUCGCCAGGAGCACGGCGCCUCCAUCAUCAUCACGCCACCCUCCGUCCCGUUCAAGCUCGUGCGCAAAGACGGCUCCGAAGAAAUCAUCCGCAACCCCAAUCUCUUCCCAGAAGGUCGCGACCUCCACACCCAUGCCAUGACUCUCGAAGAACCCUACAUUACCGCCACCAUCACCCUGCCGGAAGAAUACCUGGGCAAGGUCAUCGAACUCUGCGAAG